AUGAAGUCAUUCCUCUCGCUUUUUGUCUUCCUUUUCGCUGCAGCAGUGCACGCUGCUAGUGCCGGCGGCGACAGACUGCUUGUGCUUUUGGAUGAUGUCGCCGAGAAGGACGUUUAUUCGACAUUUCUGGGUGAUCUAGAGGGCCGGGGAUUCAAGAUCGACUACGAGACACCCAAGAGCGAGAACCUGCACCUAUUCCACUUAGGCGAACGCGUCUACGAUCAUAUCUUGUUUUUCCCUACCAAGACCAAGGGUCUCGGACCCAACUUGACACCCAAUAUCCUCGUCAAGUUUAUCAAUGCCCACGGCAACAUCCUUGUGACUAACAGCGCCUCCACGACCAUCCCCACCUCUCUCGUCGGCCUUCUCAACGAACUCGAUAUCUCACUCCCCGCUGAGCGCACCGGCCUGGUGGUCGACCACUUCAACUAUGAUACCCUCAGCGCCGACGAGUCGCAUGACGUUUUGGUUCUCCCUGCGCCUCACCCCCUGCGACCCGGCGUCAAGGACAUUUUCGAAGCUGGGGCGGACGACGUCCUUGCCUUCCCCUCCGGAGUAGGCCAUGUCCUGGGCUCGAGCGCACUGCUGAACCCGGUUGUCCGAGCGACCAAGACGGCGUACAGCUACAACCCCAAGGAGCAAGGCGACGUCGUUGAUCCGGAUGAUUUGUUAGCAGCGGGCCAGCAGCUGGCGCUGGUCUCGACGUUCCAAGCACGUAACUCGGCACGUCUGUCGCUCAUUGGUUCGGCGGAGAUGCUGAGCAACAAGUGGUUCGACGCCAAGGUCAAGAAGUUGGGCGGAGAUAAGGUCGGCACUUGGAACCGGGCCUUCGCGAAGAAGAUCUCCGGGUGGACGUUCCAGGAGAUUGGCGUGCUGCGGGUGAACACGAUUGAGCAUCAUCUCGCCGAGCCGGGCGUCGAAAGCGAGCCGAAUCCCAAAAUUUAUCGCGUCGGCAACAAUGUGACGUACUCUAUUUCUAUGUCCGAGUAUUCUUGGGACAGCUGGGCCCCAUUCAUUCUGCCCGAGGAUGAUGACCUCCAGCUCGAGGUCAGCAUGUUGUCGCCCUUCUUGCGUAUGAAUUUGGAGCUCGUCGAUAAGAGUACCGACGCCUCCACAUACACACGCUCGUUCACGCUGCCGGACAAGCACGGCAUCUUCAACUUCCUGGUCAACUACAAGCGGCCUUUCUUCACCAGCGUCGAGGAGAAGAACACCUUCACGCUCCGCCACAUGGCGCACGAUGAAUGGCCCCGAUCCUACGCCAUCGUAGCCGGUUGGCCGUGGCUCCUGGGCAUGUUCCUCACCUUCGGGGGGUUCCUGCUUUUCUGUGCAGUCUGGAUGUACAGCGCACCUGCGAGGCCGACAACCACGAAGAAGACUCAGUAA
Messenger RNA from Sodiomyces alkalinus F11, 1386 nucleotides. Its product is annotated as dolichyl-di-phosphooligosaccharide-protein glycotransferase. Bases 1 to 1386 code for a protein of 461 amino acids. The transcript has 4 exons. Gene Ontology annotation, cellular component: endoplasmic reticulum membrane; oligosaccharyltransferase complex. Lineage: Eukaryota; Fungi; Ascomycota; Sordariomycetes; Glomerellales; Plectosphaerellaceae. The record is from RefSeq and is a predicted model, not a curated record.